AUGGCUGCUUCAGGAAGCAGCAACAGCAGUACACGGACCAUGCAGUCACGUACUGGGAGGAGCAAGCAACGAUAUAACAGCAAGGGCGAGCGCCUGGUUGCCGGUGUAGUGGCGCUUACGGAAGACAAAGAGUAUGUGCUGCUCACUCAGUCAACUCGCCGGAAGGGUUGGGUAUUGCCCAAAGGUGGCUGGGAGACGGACGAAGAAUGCACGGAGGCCGCGCAGCGUGAAGCCUGGGAGGAGGCUGGCAUUCUUGUCACCAUCGACUACGACCUUGGCCAGAUCGAAGAGACUAGGGUUAAAACCUCGUCUAAAUCUGGCAAGUCUGGCAAGCGCGAGAAAGCCAUCUACCACUUCUACGAGGCGACCGUCACAAGCGAAGAGCAGGACUGGCCCGAGAAGGACAAGCGCCAGCGCAAGUGGAUGACGUUUCUCGACGCUUGGGAGUCCCUCAAAGAUAGGCCAGAGCUUCAGGAGGCAUUGAAACGCUCAGCUAUGAAGAGAUAG
Messenger RNA from Pyricularia pennisetigena, 507 nucleotides. RefSeq lists its product as uncharacterized. Gene Ontology annotation, molecular function: diphosphoinositol-polyphosphate diphosphatase activity; bis(5'-adenosyl)-pentaphosphatase activity; bis(5'-adenosyl)-hexaphosphatase activity. The transcript is spliced from 2 exons. The coding region runs from base 1 to 507 and encodes 168 amino acids. Gene Ontology annotation, cellular component: cytoplasm; nucleus. The record is from RefSeq and is a predicted model, not a curated record. NCBI's taxonomy places the organism in Eukaryota, Fungi, Ascomycota, Sordariomycetes, Magnaporthales, Pyriculariaceae. Gene Ontology annotation, biological process: diadenosine hexaphosphate catabolic process; diadenosine pentaphosphate catabolic process; diphosphoinositol polyphosphate metabolic process.